CUCGUCAGCAUGAAUGCUCGCCGUCGGGUGCACCUUGCCGGAAAGGCUUGCGCACGAUGUAGAUCGCAGAAGAGGCGAUGCGACAGGGCUACUCCUCAAUGCGGACUAUGUCGGAGACUUCGUCAAGCCUGUCACUAUGAAGGACAGGUGGUAUCAUCUCCAAGCUCGACACCAUCGUCCCCCCUCGAUGCAGAGCUCCACCUUGGAGUGUUGAAUUCUGGCCAUAUCAAAGACGCUAUUGCUACGAAACUCACAUCAGCCCCGAGCGAUAUCUUUGCGACAUACAUCCAAUCCAUCCAUCCUUGGUUCCCUAUUAUCGCACUAACAUUACAGGAUCAGCUCCCGAAAUCCUGGAACGAAGCUUCCCUGGAUUACACGCUCCUCGCCCUUUGUAUUAGUUUGCUUUGCACCUCCCCGCCUCCCUCUUCAGGGGACGGGACUCUGUCUGGUCUACAGUCCACGUACCUACAUAUCAAGAGCUGGAUCGCAGUGAUCGAAGGACUCGGUAUUACCUCGCUCAAGAUCGUCCAAGCAAGGACACUGGUCACCCUACUUGAAGUUGCACAUGGCUUCUACCCGGCAGCGUACAUCUCUAUUGGGACUACUGUCAGAGCUGCCGAUGCACUUAAACUUCAUGAUUACUCACCUCCAUCAUCUUCACCGUCUACUAACGAAGAGUCAGCGAGGGAGGAGGCCGUACUAGUCGGGUGCGCAAUCCGUAUUUUGGACAGAUAUAUAACAGUACAAUCUGGACAUCGUCCACUUCUUACUUGCUCUACCUUAAAGGGCAUUUAUGACCCCAAAAAAGUCCCCUGGCCCACCGGCAUCGACAAAGACACGGGGCAUCCUCUCUGGCAACUCUCCCGUCUGUUCGAGGCGUCCACACUUCUUGAUAACAUUCACAAUGCGUUAAAAAACCCCACUUCAGAACGAACAUUCAACACAGAAGAAAUAAGUCUUUUGGUUGAGACAUCAUGUACCCUCCGCACGCUCUUAAUCGAAGAGGUUGAAGAUGCGGACCAGAUAUACUCCGGUGGGCUAGGACUUUGUCAGACUGGUAUUUUGCUAGCCUAUGAGAACGGUACCAAAGUCCAGAUUACCGAUGCACAAACUCUAACUUGCCAAACACUUGCCACAUCAUCUAUAAAUCCCCUUCUCGCCACCAUAACUGACAUGGUCCACCCCUUUGUUAGUGGUGCACAAGUCUUAGACUUGGAUCGCUUUCCUCCCUUUAUCACAUUUCUUGUGUACAAAGCGGCACGCAUAGUGACAGAGAGGAUAUGGAUGGAAACCGACACCAAUGAGGCCUUGAGAAAGUUACGAAUCCUGAGAGGAUUCUUACAAAUGGUGAACGCAAGGUGGUUAUGUUGCGAGUAUUACCUUGGCCUUCUCAAUGAGGAUACGGCGCCGCGAAUAUUGAAAUCCAUCGAGGGCAGGUAACAAUUUAUCAGCUUAAGAUUCCAGGAGAUAGGCGCCGAAGCAGAUUACAUC
Aspergillus eucalypticola CBS 122712 is the source of this 1491-nucleotide messenger RNA. RefSeq lists its product as uncharacterized. The record is from RefSeq and is a predicted model, not a curated record. Gene Ontology annotation, molecular function: DNA-binding transcription factor activity, RNA polymerase II-specific; zinc ion binding; DNA binding. Gene Ontology annotation, biological process: DNA-templated transcription; regulation of DNA-templated transcription. The transcript is spliced from 5 exons. Lineage: Eukaryota; Fungi; Ascomycota; Eurotiomycetes; Eurotiales; Aspergillaceae. The coding region runs from base 10 to 1440 and encodes 476 amino acids. Gene Ontology annotation, cellular component: nucleus.